CCCGCGCGCGUUUGCGAAGUGUGAGCUGGCUCAGUUGUGCCCGGACUUUUGUUUUUGCCGUGGUCGAUGUGGUGAGCGCUGGUUGCUGCUGGUUUCAGACCCGGCUGCAGUCGGUAGUGCCCCAGCCGUCCCCAGCCCUGCGGGGUCGGAGAGCUCGGUAGUUUCCCUUCUCCCUGGUAAUCUACAACCCCCACUGAAGAACACAACCAUGGAAGACAAACCAUUGGUAGUAUCUAAACAGAAGACAGAAGUGGUAUGCGGUGUGCCCACCCAGGUGAUCUGCACGGCCUUCAGCAGCCACAUCCUGGUUGUGGUGACCCAGUUUGGGAAGAUGGGUACGCUAGUCUCCUUGGAACCCAGCAACGUGGCCAAUGACAUCACCAAGCCAAUGCUAACCACGAAAGUCCUCCUCGGGAAGGACGAGCCGCUCAUCCAUGUCUUUGCAAAGAACCUGGUAGCGUUUGUGUCUCAAGAAGCAGGAAACAGAGCCGUCCUCCUGGCCAUGGCUGUGAAGGACAAGAGCAUGGAGGGGCUGAAGGCCUUGAAGGAGGUGAUCCGGAUGUGCCAGGUGUGGUGAGCUGAAGUCACAGUACAUGACAGUCGGAUCCGGUGGACACGCGUCAGGGUCUAUGCGACCCAUGUUUCUAGGACAGUCAGGUGGAGGCUCAUUCUCUGGCUUUAGCCCUUGAAGCUGGGAACAACAUUCAGAUCUCAGGACUUGCCCUAUGUGGCUACUGUGUUCUGCCUGGUGCACCGGAACUGUUCUGGGCUACAACAGAGGCAUCUGCUGAGUGGAAAUCACCCAGUUUGGGCACUGGCAGCCCUCGGUGUGCAGAGGCACCUGUGGGGAGACUUUUUUUUUUUAUCAAAAAUAAAUCUAAAAUACUU
This is a messenger RNA of Microtus oregoni (creeping vole), 888 nucleotides long. RefSeq names its product proteasome assembly chaperone 3. Gene Ontology annotation, biological process: proteasome assembly. The transcript is spliced from 3 exons. The coding region runs from base 209 to 577 and encodes 122 amino acids. The record is from RefSeq and is a predicted model, not a curated record. NCBI's taxonomy places the organism in Eukaryota, Metazoa, Chordata, Mammalia, Rodentia, Cricetidae.